Molecule: messenger RNA, 2848 nt
Organism: Platichthys flesus (European flounder)
Lineage: Eukaryota; Metazoa; Chordata; Actinopteri; Pleuronectiformes; Pleuronectidae
Product: aquaporin-4
Exons: 6
Coding region: 108-941 (277 amino acids)
Biological process (GO): transmembrane transport
Cellular component (GO): plasma membrane
Molecular function (GO): water channel activity
Source: RefSeq, a predicted model, not a curated record
CGCAGAGACCCUGAAGCCCUCAGACCCCGGCAGGCAGAGCGACAGACAGACGACAGACAGACGGAGCUGCAGAGAAACAAACCUGAGGACCAGAGACUGAGUUUGAAAUGACGUGCCGUGAGGAGCUACGGAGUCGGCAGUUUUGGCGAGCCAUUCUGGCAGAGCUGCUCGGCACCCUGGUGUUAGUGAGUGCCGUGCUGGGCGCCUCUGUGCCGGGCCCAGGAGAGCUCCCUGGGGGACCCCUGUACCCAGCUGUGGCAGUGGGUGUGGUGAUUGUUUCACUGGGCCACUGUUUUGGAGAAAUAAGUGGAGCUCAGGUGAACCCGGCAGUGACUCUGUCUCUGUUGGCCACUCGGAGGGUGGAUGUCCACAGGGCCCUUUUCUACAUUGCUGUGCAGUGUCUGGGGGCCUCUCUGGGGGCCGGGGCCCUCUACCUGGCCCUGCCGAUGAAAACCACGGCGGAACACUUCGUCAACAGGGUGCCUCUGGAGAUGAACGCGGGCCAGGCGCUGGGUAUUGAGGUUCUGUGCACCUUCCAGAUGGUCUUCACUAUUUUCUCAGUGGAGGACCAGCGGCGGAGGGAGAGUCCAGAACCAGGGAACUUAGCCAUCGGAUUGGCCCACACAGCUGGAGUGUUAAUAGGGGGACGGUUCUCUGGUGCGUGUAUGAAUCCUGCUCGUGCUCUGGGUCCAGCCAUCAUCGUCGGGUUCUGGGAAAAUCACUGGGUUUACUGGAUCGGCCCGGUGCUCGGUGCUGUGCUGGGCGGAGUGUCCCACGAGUUCCUCUUCGCACGCAGCGCCUCUCGCCAGAAGCUGGUGGCGUGUCUGACCUGUAAGGACAUCGACAUCGUGGAGACAGCCAGUAUGACCGGAUCGUCCCUGUCCACGGUCACGCAGAAUGCCAUGAGAGCCAAGCAGGCCAACAAACAAGACGGCAACUGAAGACACAUGCACUUCAAGAGAAAAGACACAUGGGAUCAAUAAUUACAGCAAUAUUACAGUGAUUUGAUGAAGAUGUAUAGUGUACAGUUGAUGUCAUGCAGAUUAGACUGAGCAGGGGUGAAGACCAAAGAAAAGGGAGAAGCUGUGGAAACUGUAACGUAUGAAAACACCACAUGAGGUUAAUGAUAUAAAUACAAUUAAAUGUUACGUGAUAAAUGUUAUAAUAAAAAAGAUAUAGAGGCUGAAGAUGAGAGAGGCUAUUGUACAGUGGCAAGACAAAUUAAAUGAGUUAUAUAAACAUUAUAAAACUUGUAAUAAUAGAAUAAAUUUCACUGCAGAUGCUUAGACCUGUUACAGAACAAAACUAGUUAGGGUAACGUUGAGUUAGUGUUGCUGUUAGGGUUAGGGUUGCGUUAUUGAGUAAGAUGAUUAAAGAUCCAGAACCCACCACAUUUAUUGGAUUAUUGCCUAAAGGGGUUGCAGGUUCAUAGUAAGAUAUCCAGAUGAGUAUGUGUAAGUAAAAUGUACUUGCCCUAAUUUGAACCAUCAACCCUGCAGCUAAAGCCUGAUGCUGUACUGACUGAGCUAAAGGGCCCACAUGAGACUGUUGAAGGUAACCCUGCUGGGUUUAGGGUUAGAAAUAGAAUAGAAUUUUAAGGGACUGUUGGGCCUUUUUCAGAGGUAUGAACUCUAAAGUCUAGUUUUUUUACAUGUUUUGGCCUUUUCUACUGUAACAAGUUUAAAUAUCUGCUGUGAAAAAAGAUUGAAAACUUUGUUUAUAAUUAAUUAAUUAUAUUAUAUUAACACCAGAUAGAUAUAAAAUAUACGAAUCCUGUACUAAAGCAGUCAUAUUUACACGUUGGAUGAUCGGUCAGUGAACUACACACAUGUGAUUGAGUGGAAAAGUAUGAUUUUCACUAUAAGAUGUAAUAGAGAAAACACAGAAAUAAAGAAAUUCAGGGAUAAAAGCAAAUCUGUCAGAGAUGCUUUAUGAAAAUUUAUGAAGAGAUUUAUGAAGAUUUAUGAUUUGAUAGAUUGACAGAAAAUGAUCUUCUGCAGCUCAGCUUUAAAGAGCCUGAUUUCGUCCUCCACUGUAACACUACAACACAAAGUGCAUGUUUAUUAUAUUCUAGGUGGUGGGACUAAAUUGGUGUGGGAGCUGCAUUCUGGCCGAGACCUUUGAGGUCCCAGCACCCUGUCAUUAGUGUCUCUAUGAGUGUCGCCAAUAUUGUGGGACUCAGUAUUGUUACUUUCAUAUUUGCACAUCAUUAGAAUUCAUAAUGGGAACUCAUAGAAAUCCGGCUGAAAACCCCUCAUGUUGUCAGCUGCGCCUCGUGUCUGUGAAUGCUUUGAAAUGCUAAAGAGCUCCUGCCUCCGCGCUGCAGGUUCAAUGACGCCCUCAAUUAGCCCAGCAUCUCUCUCGUGUGUGUGUCUGUGUGUGUGUGUGUGUGUGUGUGUGUGUGUCUGUCUCCUCUCUCACAAACAAAUGGACCUUCAUACCUCUGUAAUGGCUCCACAGAGAGAACUCCUUCAGUGGAAAUACGCUUUGUAAUUUGAAAUGGACAUAAAGAGCGCACUUUUGUGUUUGUUUAGGUGUGUGAGAGACAAUACUUGCUGCUUUCAUGAAACCUUCAUUCAAAUAAUAAUUACCGCAUUCGUUUAGAAUUAUUUUAAAUGGUCGGUUCACUCACACGUUUUUCAUUACGUCUCGUGGUGUUUAGCCGAGCAAAAUUAUUCUGUCCAGUGCUACAAGAGAUUUCUUUUUGUGGAUUUGCACAACUGACCCUUUAAAACACACAUCUAGCAUAAUAAACACUGUAUUCAUUGUGUAUUCAUGGUAGUAUUUGGAGUAAAGCAGAGUUGUAUAUUGUGAUAUCUUGUACAAAUAUAACCAUUUUAGCAAUCUG